UUCACAUAGUUUCACUCACCAAAAUGGCCAGAAUAAAGAGAAAGGGAAAAUCCGGGGCAGCCAAGAACUUCAUCACGAGAUCUGCGGCUAUUUCUAAGUUGCAGAUCACGUUGGCGGAUUUCCGCCGUCUCUGUAUCUUCAAGGGUAUCUUUCCAAGAGAGCCCAGGAACAAGAAGAGAGCGAACAAAGGCUCGACUAAAGCCGUUACUUUCUACUACGCCAAGGACAUCCAAUACUUGUUGCACGAGCCUGUAUUGAACAAGUUCAGAGAACACAAGACCUUUGCCAAAAAAUUGAGCAAGGCCUUAUCGAAGAACGAAAUCACCGAUGCCGACAAACUCGAGAAGACUCGCCCCAAAUAUACUUUGGACCAUCUCGUCAGAGAAAGGUACCCUUCAUUCCCGGAUGCAUUGCGGGACCUCGACGAUCCGUUGAAUAUGUUGUUUUUGUUUGCCAACAUGCCGGCCACGAAUCGUGUCAGUCACCGUGUCACGAAAGACGCCGCCAAAUUGACCAACCAGUGGCUCGCCUAUGUGGCCAAGGAAAGACUUAUCAAAAAGGUGUUUGUUUCCAUUAAAGGUGUGUACUACCAGGCCAACGUGAAAGGCCAGGAAGUGCGGUGGUUGGUGCCGUUCAAGUUCCCCACGAACAUCCCCUCUGACAUUGACUUCAAAAUCAUGUUGACGUUCUUGGAGUUCUACUCCACCAUGUUGCACUUUGUGUUGUUCAAGUUGUACGCCGACGCAGACUUAGUGUAUCCUCCUCCUGUAAAUACCGAGCAGUUGAAGGGCAUUGGCGGAUUGUCCAGUUACGUCUUAAAGUCCAAGCAAGAAGGCUUAAACACGUUGCUUCCCAACGAGAAGGUUUCUGCCGAGAUCCCCGAACAAGAGGCGAGCACGAAAUUAUCUGAGAAGGACAUCCAGAGAGCCAAGGACGCCGACGCGCAAGAGGACGAGGAUGUCGUUGAGGAAAACGUGGAAACCGUCGAGUUGGAUGAGUUUGCGUCUGCCAACAAGAACCCAGGAGACUUGUUGAGCCAGCCCAGCAAAUACUCUUCCCCAAGCUCCACUCUCUUUAGCGACUUCACGUUCUUUGUCGGCCGUGAGGUGCCUUUGGACAUUCUUGAGCUUUGCAUCUUGUCGGCAGGAGGAAAGAUUGUGUCUGAGAUUGCCUUGGACGAGCUUAAAUUGAAAAACCCCGAGUCCUAUGCUAAGUUGGACUUGUCCACAAUCACCCAUCUGCUUGUGGACAGACCCAAGAUCUUGAACAAGGUUGCAGGCCGUACUUACGUGCAGCCACAAUGGGUGUUUGAUAGCAUAAACAAGGGUGAGCUUGUUUCCGCAAGCCAGUAUGCUGUGGGAGAAACCUUGCCUCCACAUUUGUCACCAUGGGGAGAUGCAGGCAACUACAACCCUGAACAACCUGCCCAAGGUGAUGCCGAGGGCGAGUCUAGCGGGGAAGAGGAGAUUGAGGGUGAGGAGCUUGCUGACGAGGAUGAGGAGGAGGAAGAAGACGAAGACCUCAGGCAACAAAAGGAGUUGGAGUUGGAGGCUGCUGGUGUCAAGUACUCGGACGCGCAGACUGGCUCCGCUGGCAAGAAGGCCAAGAAGCCUAAGAAGUCUGAGGAGGAAGAGGAGAAGGAGUUGAAGACAAUCAUGAUGAACAAGAAGCUGAAGAGAUUGUACGACCGCAUGCAACAUGGUAUUGAGAAGAAGGACAGCCGUGUGGAGAAGUUGGCCAAGAAGAGAAAGCAGAUCGAGAAGACCAAGAAACAGUUAGAAAAGUUGCAGUAGGCACAUGCCACCAUGUAUAGUAAUAACCAAGGAUAAAGCUGGAUCCCAGAGAGAGUGGGCUAUAUUAAGCUGGAGGACAUUUGGCCUGGGCGGGGGUGUUUGGCUUUUAGAUCCGGUUUGGUAGUUGUUUGACUACUGAUGGGUUUGAUUGCGGGAGAAACUUCAUUGUUAUAGUUGGUAUGAUCCUAUGGAUCACAGGGAGAAUAUUGAUACUCACUCUAAUCAUGGUUUGUAUAUGGCUAUAU
Molecule: messenger RNA, 2038 nt
Organism: Metschnikowia bicuspidata var. bicuspidata NRRL YB-4993
Lineage: Eukaryota; Fungi; Ascomycota; Pichiomycetes; Serinales; Metschnikowiaceae
Gene: PES1
Product: mRNA-binding ribosome synthesis protein
Exons: 1
Coding region: 24-1793 (589 amino acids)
Biological process (GO): maturation of LSU-rRNA from tricistronic rRNA transcript (SSU-rRNA, 5.8S rRNA, LSU-rRNA); ribosome biogenesis
Cellular component (GO): nucleolus; PeBoW complex
Molecular function (GO): RNA binding
Source: RefSeq, a predicted model, not a curated record